This is a messenger RNA of Gymnogyps californianus (California condor), 2424 nucleotides long. RefSeq names its product RUN domain containing 1 (gene RUNDC1). The transcript is spliced from 5 exons. The record is from RefSeq and is a predicted model, not a curated record. The coding region runs from base 1 to 1674 and encodes 557 amino acids. Lineage: Eukaryota; Metazoa; Chordata; Aves; Accipitriformes; Cathartidae.
AUGGAGGCGGAGGGCGGCCCGCUGGGCCCGGGGGAGCGCUGGGCGCCGGUGGGCGCCGUGUCGGCGGCGACGGCGGCGGCGGAGGAGGAGGACGAGGAGGAGGAGGCGGCGGCGGCGGCGGGGGGCGGGUCGCCGCAGUCGGUGCCGCGGCUGCGGGCCGAGCGGCGCCGCCUGCACGGGGCGCUGCUGGCGCUGGCCUCGCACUUCGCGCAGGUGCAGUUCCGGCUGCGGCAGGUGGCGCGGGCCGGGCCGGCCGAGCAGCAGCGCCUGCUCCGCGACCUGGAGGACUUCGCCUUCCGCGGCUGCCCCGCGCCGCUGGCCCACGGCCUCGGCGGCGCCCCGAGUGAGCGAGAGAAGCAGGAGCAAAUUGAGGUCCAGAAGGAGAAGCAGAGAGAGCUGAUCCUGCAGCUCAAGACACAGCUGGAUGACCUGGAGACGUUUGCUUACCAAGAGGGCAGCUAUGAUUCUCUGCCACAGUCUGUGGUUAUGGAAAGACAACGGAUGAUUAUAAAUGAGUUGAUAAAGAAGCUGGACAUGGACUUGAGUGAAGAUAUUGCAACGCUAUCUCCAGAGGAAUUGCGACAGCGUGUGGAUGCUGCCAUAGCACAGAUUGUUAAUCCAGCCAGGGUGAAGGAGCAGCUGGUGGAACAACUGAAGACACAGAUCAGGGACCUCGAAAUGUUCAUCAACUUCAUUCAGGAUGAAGUUGGAAGCUCUGGUAAGGCGGAAGAUGGACACUGUGAAUGUGCAGGCAGAAAAGAUGGCGGUGGCUCCUACAAACCAAAUACACGGCCUUCUGGAAAUAGAGUGAACCCAGAAGAUGCCAGAAAGAUGCGAGAAACAGGCCUGCACCUCAUGCGUCGCAUGCUUGCUGUGCUACAAAUAUUUGCUGUCAGUCAGUUUGGCUGUGCUGCUGGUCAGAUUCCUCGCACCCUCUGGCAGAAGGACCAAGCCAACAAGGACUAUUCCCCCUUAAUUAAGAAACUGGAGUUGUCAGUAGAGCGGGUGAGGCAGCUAGCUAUGAAACACCAGCAGGAAGACCACGUUAUCAGUUCCUCCGAUCUGCAGGACAUUCCCUUAGGAGGCAGAGAUGAGCUGACUCUAGCUGUGCGGAGGGAGUUGACCAUUGCUUUGCGAGACCUGAUGGCUCACGGGCUCUAUGCCUCUUCGCAAGGAAUGAGCCUGGUAUUGGCACCCAUCGCGUGCCUGAUUCCUGCGUUCACCUCGUCGCCGCAGACCAUGCACCCCUGGGAACUCUUUGUGAAGUAUUACAACGCUAAGAACGGACAAGCCUUUGUGGAAUCCCCGGCUCGCAAGCUCUCCCAGUCCUUUGCCUUGCCUGUGACGGGAGGAGUGGCCGUUACCCCCAAACAGAGCCUGCUGACAGCGAUUCACACUGUCCUGACAGAGCAUGACCCCUUCAAGCGCAGUGCAGACUCUGAACUGAAAGCUCUGGUGUGUAUGGCACUGAACGAGCAGCGCCUGGUCUCCUGGGUAAAUCUGAUCUGCAAAUCUGGAGCUCUGGUACAGUCCCACUACCAGCCGUGGAGCUACAUGGCAAACACAGGCUUUGAGAGCGCGCUCAACGUUCUCAGUCGCCUGAGCAACUUGAAAUUCAACCUCCCGGUUGACCUGGCUGUCCGGCAGCUGAAAAACAUCAAAGAUGCUUUUUGAUGUAUUUUUAUUGUAGAUCAUCUGUUUUCCACAAGUAGGCAGCUGUCGGGCUCAAGAAGCCUGGCUUUUUUAAGACCAAGUUUGACUCUUUGAAAUUGAUAUUUGCUUUUAGGGAAAUCUUACGGUGUCUUGAUGCUGGAAAUCUGUGUUUUGCAAGGCUGCCACUGCAAAGCUGCUGGAGGUUGUGCGCUGUACAGCACCUCACCCUGCCCCUUUAUGCAGCUCUGAAGAGCCAAACUGCUUCGCUGGGGAGCGGAUGCCAGUGAGCGUUCAGCGUGUGGGGCUGGCUGCCCCGACUGCGGUGGAGGGCUGGCCACGGAGCCUGCAGGUGGGGGAAAGCCCCUCAGAACGUGCAGCUUGGCUCCUGUGCUGCGUCCGCAUGGUUAUUUCUCAAAGUUUGUGCUCUGAAUGAUGCCCCCACGAGACGCCUCUCACGGGAAGAGCGAGGCAAGCUGCCAGGCAUUCAGUUGCCUCGGGCGUUGCCCAGUGGCCGGUGACUUCCCCUCCGCAGCGCGAACAUGUGAGAAAACUGGGGCAGAGCUGCUGAGCCGGGGGUGCGGGGGCUGCGCCCCUCCGGCGCCGGCCCCUCGGCGAGCCACAGAAGCGGCCGCCUUCUUCAGGCUGCCGGGCGAGGGACCGGCACCCCCGGCUUUGUCCCUGAGCUCCUUUUUCGAAGCUUUUGUGUGACGGUCAGCACGCCAGCGGCCCGGUGUUUCACAGGGGAUGCAUUAAACCGCUUUAGCAAGUGUA